Geosmithia morbida is the source of this 2619-nucleotide messenger RNA. RefSeq names its product Protein of unknown function (DUF726). Lineage: Eukaryota; Fungi; Ascomycota; Sordariomycetes; Hypocreales; Bionectriaceae. Bases 1 to 2619 code for a protein of 872 amino acids. The record is from RefSeq and is a predicted model, not a curated record. The transcript has 2 exons.
AUGGCGCCCCUAUGCUCAGACCCGCGCCAGAUCGUGGUAAAUUUCAUUCCCGCCCGCCGUCGUGCCCUACUCGAGCUCGUCGACGACAUCACCAACCACAUGCUCGAGGAGCUGCAGGUCGCACCCGACGAACUAGGUCCCGUCUCGACAGGCGAGUCCACGCCUUCGUCCCGCGGGAACAGUGGCGCCACCACGCCCUGCGAUACGCCGCCCCUUCCGGGAAACGAGUUCCAGCCUCCCUCUCGCUCGUCCACCCAGCCUAUCCAGGACGAGAAGCCGAAGCGAACCGAGACCGACCCUAGAUCCCCCGCCCAGGAAGGUUGGGGGGGAGGGGCAAAGUUCGACGUAGGCUCCAAGCUCAAGGGUCUGGUGCCCAAACCUGCCCAGGACGCCCUGCGGAUUCAGAAUGCCGCUGUCAAGCACCUCGAGGACUGGAAGAAGGAGUUCAUGCCCAAGCUUCGGGAGAUCGUCAUGGUCGACGACGACGACAAGAUCAGGGCGGAGCGUAAGAAGCGUGCAGAUGCCAUGGCACGGACGGAGGAACGACAGGCUGCCCAGGGCGGCGGCAGCAGCAAGCAGCCCUACCAGGUCCCCGACGGCGACGGAGACGUCCAGCUCGACAGGUCCGAGGACUUCUUCGCCCUGCAGAUGCUGUACGCUCCCGUGCCCACGAGGCUCACCACCGUGCCGCUGAGGGACCGCCAAGAGGCCGUCAGCUGUAUCCUGCUGCUGCUGCUGUCUACGGGAAAAUACUCGGCCCACUCGCGCACCCUGGCCCUCUACCUGUCUGCCUCCCUCGAGCUCUCCCAGUCCUUCCUCAUCCACGAGGAGAUGGAGAUUGCCCAGACCCUGAUCGAGUCGUCCAAGGCCGGAGAAGACCAGAGGCAGGCGUCCAUGUCGGCCGAGGCAGAGGCCGCCAAGCGCCGCGAGGCUAACAAGGUUGGUCGUUUCCUCAAGGUCGGCUUGGCCUCUGUCGUCGGCGCCACCGUCAUCGGUGUUACCGGAGGCCUUGCUGCCCCUCUCGUUGCGGGUGCCCUGGGUGGCGUGCUCGGCGGUAUCGGGCUCGGCGGUGUGGCCAGCUUCCUGGGGAUCUUCUGGAUGAAUGGCGCGCUGGUCGGCACACUGUUUGGUGCGUUCGGCGCAAAGAUGACAGGUGAGAUGAUGGACAGCUACGCCAAAGAAGUCGAAGACUUCAAGUUCAUACCGCUCCAGGACAGCCUCACAGGCAAGGAUGUCGGACACGGGAAGGGCGACCAGCUGAACCGGCGACUGCGCAUCACCAUCGGCAUCAACGGCUGGCUCGGAACGGAGGAGGACAUCACGAAGCCGUGGCGCGUCUUCAGCACCGAGACGGAGGUGUUUGCCCUGCGGUACGAGGUCAAGACGCUGCUGACGGUGGGGACGGCCUUUAGCGACCUCAUCAAGUCCGCAGCGUGGAACGCUCUCCGGUACCAGGUCAUCCGGCACACGGUGUUUGCGACGCUCAUGGCAGCCCUGUGGCCCAUCUCGGUCCUCACGGCCGCCUCCCGCGUCGACAACCCGUUCAGCCGGGGCCUCAACCGCUCCCGCAAGGCAGGCCACCUGCUGGCCGACGCCCUCAUCAACCGAGUCCAGGGCGAGCGUCCCGUCACGCUGGUGGGCUACUCCCUGGGGGCUGCCACCAUCCACGCCUGCCUCCAGUCGCUCGCCAAGCGCCGCGCCUUCGGGCUGGUCGACACCGUCGUCAUCAUCGGCGCGCCCGCACCCUCCAGCCCGGCGCACUGGCGCACCCUGCGCACCGUCGUAUCGGGCAAGGUCUUCAACGUCUACUCGGAGAACGACAUGAUCCUCGGCCUCGUCUACCGCGCCUACAGCAUGUCCAUGGGCGUUGCGGGACUCCAGCCCAUCCGCGGCGUCGACGGCGUCGAGAACCUCGACCUGAGCGCCUGCGUGAGCGGACACAUGCGCUACCCCGAGCUCACGGGCGAGAUCCUCCGCAAGUGCGCCUUUGCGGGCAUCGACGCCGGCGACGAGAUCCCCAUGGACGACGUCAUGGUCCUCAAGGACGACUAUGCACACGGCAAGAUCCACGACGAGGAUAUCGACGACAAGAUGUACGACCAGGAUGCCAAGGAACUACCCCACACCGAUCUGAUCCCCGGACUGGCAGACGGGGAGUCAGAUCCCAACAACGCACCGUCAGAUCAAGAAACGGGUCCUCAGCUACCACCGAGACCUGCAGCAGCAGCAGCUGCUGCUGCUGCUGCCACCCCUCCUGCUGCCGAGGUGAAACCACCACUUCCUCGCCGCCCAACAGCGGAAGUGAUGGGCUCUGCGCCCAGUCCCCGGCUACCCAGGAGGCCUACCGCGGCCGCGGCACCAACAGCACCGGCAAACCCUCCCCUACCUCGCCGCCCGACAGCAGAGAUGGCGGCAACGGACGGCCAAGUGCCAGACAGACCACCACCCCCGUAUGAGUCCUUGUCCACACCUGCCGCCGUCCCCUCUAGAAGACCGGUCCCCCCCCGCCGCGUGGAUACGAGUACAAGGACCAUCAGUGAGCCUGCUCGUCCGAGGACGCCAGAUGAGGAUGAUGACGGUGGCCCGAUAAUGAUGAUUGACAGGGAUUAUAGUCCUUAG